CGCAAUGGCAGUGUGAGGAGUAAAUGGCUCAGAGUGUCCGCUGUGGAAAGCGACCUAAACACUGGACUGGGAACCGAUAAACAAACACAACAAGACGCGGCGCGUAAAAAGCUCUCCACGGGCGCACGGAAACUGUGCCAGGAAACCAAGAAGACUCCUACGUGAUCCCCCCCCCCCCCCCCUUUCCUCUAUAUUUUCUCUUUUGAUUGUUUAUUUCUGUGUGCGCGCACAACGAGGAUAUCUUAAUUGGACAUGUGAGUUACUGGGAGUUAACAAAAACACGAGCAAAGGCUUUUCAAAGAUGAAGUUCCCGGCUUGCGUCCUCGUCACUUUGGUGGUGAUCCGGUCGAGUGCAGCACAGUCAGUGUGCCCCGGUACGGAGAACAAGCUGAGCACUCUGUCUGACCUGGACCAGCAGUACCGCACCCUGAAGAAGGUCUACGAGAACUGUGAAGUCGUCAUGGGCAAUUUGGAGAUCACCAGCAUCGAUCGGAACCGCAACCUCUCCUUCCUCAAGUCUAUAAGGGAGGUGACCGGCUACGUGUUGGUGGCACUCAAUCAGUUUGAAUACCUGCCGCUGGAGAAUUUACGGAUCAUCCGGGGCACCAAGCUGUACGAGGGCCGCUACUCCCUGGCCAUCUUCCUCAACUACAGGCGGGACGGUUACUACGGCCUGAGGCAGCUGGGUUUGCGCAACCUCACAGAGAUCCUGAACGGGGGUGUUUAUGUGGACCAGAACAAAUUCUUGUGCCACGCGGAUACCAUCCAUUGGCGGGACAUUAUCAAGAACCCCCAGGCCGAGCUGCUGGUGGUGCCGUCCAACAACAGCAACCUUGGAUGCAGACGCUGUCAUCGCUCGUGUAACGGACGCUGCUGGGGCCAUCAGGAGGACCAGUGUCAAACCUUGACCAAAACGGUGUGUGCAGAGCAGUGUGACGGUCGAUGCUUUGGGCCUUACGUCAGUGACUGCUGCCAUCGCGAAUGUGCCGGCGGCUGUUCCGGCCCCAAGGACACAGACUGCUUUGCUUGCACCAAUUUCAAUGACAGCGGAGCCUGUGUGACCCAGUGCCCUCAGCCGUUUGUCUACAACCCCACAUCUUUCCAGUUGGAGCACAACCCCAGAGCCAAGUACACCUAUGGAGCCUUCUGUGUCAAGAAAUGUCCACAUAACUUCGUGGUGGACCACAGCUCCUGCGUUAGAGCGUGUCCCAGCAACAAGAUGGAAGUGGAGGAGAACCGAAUCAAAAUGUGCAUCCCGUGCACCGACAUCUGUCCUAAAGUGUGCGAUGGUAUAGGGACGGGCAGCCUGCAGACAGCUCAAACGGUGGACGCCAGCAAUAUCGAUAAAUUUGUCAACUGCACCAAAAUCAAUGGCAACCUCAUCUUCCUCAUUACUGGCAUUAAAGGGGACAUGUAUCAUGGCAUUGGGCCUCUGGAUCCGGAGCGUCUCAAUGUGUUUCGCACUGUUAAAGAGAUCACGGGUUACCUCAACAUCCAGUCUUGGCCCGAGAACAUGACAGAUCUGAGCGUUUUCUCCAACCUGGCAACCAUCGGAGGCAGAUCUCUUUACAGCGGUAGUGGUAUUUCUCUUUUGAUCCUGAAGCAGCGCUGGAUCUCCUCCCUCCAGUUCCAGUCGCUGGACGAGAUCAGCGCCGGGAGCGUGUACAUCUUCAACAACAGCCGCCUGUGCUUCUACAACACCGUCAACUGGACGUCGCUGUUCAGGACCCCGACCCAGAAGGUCCUCAUCCGGAACAACCGGGAUCCGAAGGAAUGCACUCAGCAGCGAAUGGUGUGUGACCGGAUGUGUUCGGACGACGGCUGCUGGGGCCCGGGACCAGACCAGUGCCUCUCCUGCCGCUACUUCCGACGUGGCCGCACCUGCGUUGAGUCCUGCAACCUCUUCGACGGGGAAGUGCGGGAAUUUGCCAACGGAUCCGUGUGCCUGGAGUGCGAUAGUCAGUGUGAGAAGAUGGAUGGGAACGCCAUGACAUGCCUCGGCCAGGGCCCAGACCAGUGCUUUAAAUGCCUCCACUUCAAAGAUGGACCCAACUGUGUGGAAAAAUGCCCCGAUGGGUUGCAGGGAGCCAACAGUUUCAUCUUCAAAUACGCCAAGGCCAACAACGAGUGUCAUCCUUGCCAUGUCAACUGUACCCAGGGGUGCAUCGGGCCAAGACUUCAAGAUUGUGUUGGGAUGAUGGACAGGAUGCCCUUAAUAGCAGCUGGCAUCAUCGGCGGCCUAUUCAUCAUCGUCAUCCUGGCGCUCAGCGUGGCCGUUUACGUUCGACGCAAAAGCAUCAAGAAGAAGAGGGCCUUGCGGCGGUUCUUGGAGACGGAGCUGGUGGAGCCCCUGACCCCAAGCGGAACGGCCCCUAACCAGGCUCAGCUGCGGAUCCUGAAGGAGACGGAGCUGAAGAGGGUCAAGAUCCUGGGUUCGGGAGCUUUUGGAACCGUCUACAAGGGCAUCUGGGUCCCAGAAGGUGAGACAGUGAAGAUCCCCGUGGCCAUUAAAAUCCUCAACGAGGCCACCGGUCCUAAAGCCAAUGUGGAGUUCAUGGACGAGGCCCUGAUCAUGGCCAGCAUGGAGCACCCCCACCUGGUGCGUCUGCUGGGAGUGUGCCUGAGCCCCACCAUCCAGCUGGUCACUCAGCUCAUGCCCCACGGCUGCCUCCUCGACUACGUGCACGAGCACAAGGACAACAUCGGCUCGCAGCUGCUGCUCAACUGGUGUGUCCAGAUCGCGAAGGGGAUGAUGUACCUGGAGGAGAGGAGGCUGGUUCACAGGGACUUGGCGGCCCGGAACGUGCUGGUGAAGUCGCCCAAUCACAUCAAGAUCACCGACUUUGGCCUCGCGCGGCUGCUGGAUGCUGACGAGAAGGAGUACAACGCAGACGGGGGCAAGGUUGGUAUGCCCAUUAAAUGGAUGGCUCUGGAGUGCAUCCACUACAGGAAGUUCACCCAUCAGAGUGACGUGUGGAGCUACGGAGUGACCAUCUGGGAGCUGAUGACGUUCGGAGGCAAACCGUAUGACGGCAUCCCGACACGAGAAAUCCCAGACAUCCUGGAGAAAGGGGAGCGCCUGCCCCAGCCGCCCAUUUGCACCAUAGACGUCUACAUGGUCAUGGUCAAAUGCUGGAUGAUUGAUGCAGACAGCAGGCCGAAGUUCAAGGAGCUGGCGGCCGAGUUCUGCAGAAUGGCUCGUGACCCCCAACGGUACCUGGUCAUCCAGGGGGACGACCGCAUGAAGCUUCCUAGCCCCAACGACAGCAAGUUCUUCCAGAGCCUACUGGACGAAGAGGACCUUGACGACCUAAUGGAUGCUGACGAGUAUCUGGUGCCUCGAGGUUUCAACAUGGCUCCUCCGUCCUGCACAGCCCGGCCUCGAGUUGACUCAAACAGAAACCAGUUUGGCUACAGAGAUGGUGGUCCAAACCUUUCCGAAGGACCCAUGGGAGGCGCUCAAGCUUGUUCGAAUCAGGAAGCUACAGGCGGCCCAGGUCCGGCCCUUGAGGACCAGCGCUGUAACGGGAGCCUGCAUAAGAAGACCCUGAGCCAAGCCGUUGGAGAAGACAGCGGAGGUCAGAGGUACAGCGCCGACCCCACUAUCUUCCUGGGGGAGAGAACGUCCAGAGGGGACACCGACGAGGACGGGUACAUGACUCCAAUGAAGGACAAGAGCUCUUCAGAAUAUCUGAAUCCCAUAGAGGAGAACCCGUUUGUCUCACGACGCAAAAAUGGGGAGAUCCAUGCCUUGGACAACCCAGGCUACCACAGCACACCCAACAGUCAGCCCAAAGGAGAGGACGAGUACAUCAACGAGCCCCUCUACCUCAACACCUUCCAUAGCCCCGCUGAUCUGGGCUUGGAGGUCCUGAGGAGGAAUGGUCUGCCCUUACCUACGCAGCCUCCUUCUUCCAUCUCAGCCACAACCUCAGGACCCCACCUCCCGCUUACCAUCCAGACCAGCCUGCCCCACUACCCCCUCCCCACAGCCCAGCCAUCUCCAUCUGGCAUACCUUGCCACCACGGUCCACCGGCUCACGUCCUCCACGCCCACCACACCAUCAAAUCUGCAGGACAACCUGGCAAUCCAGGUGGCGGCUCAAUCAUUCAGAGCCAAACAGGAACUACUGCUCUACCCCAGGUGAGCCAAUCAGGUGCCCUGUCCAGUUCAGCCACAAUCGGGCACGGCAGCUUGCCAGCCUACCAGAGCCACACCGCCACACACCCCACCAGCAUGCUGAAGCACGGAGGGCUGACGUCAGGUAAAGCCAGUGGGAAAAAGCUGAAGGUGACCUUUGACAAUCCAGAAUACUGGCAGCACAGCUUGCCUCCAAAAUCAUCUAACCAGGCGUUGCCCGAUGGUGCCCAAGGGGGUUCCACCAACGCCAAGCUCUUCUAUAAGCAGAAUGGACACAUACGGCCGGCGGUAGCGGAAAACCCUGAAUACAUGUCUGAGUUUUCCCUGAAAUCUGGCACCGUCUUACCACCUCCACCCUACCGGCAGCGGAACACCGUGGUCUAGAGUGUUUCCAUUUGCCAAACGGUCCCCAAUCAUACUCUAACCUCCAGCGAUCCGAACAUCCUCUCCAGGUUCCACCGUCCCACGCAGAGCGGAGCGGCCACAACCAGAGCCGCCCCCCUGAAACUCUUUCCAGUGUCAUCCACUGUAGACUGUAGCAGCAUCCGAAGGAGGUGGGCCGAACCAACUCCCACGCCUUCACAAUAUCCAGUCCAGUCCAUUUCUGUUCUGUAGAUAAGACACUGUGCUCCAGGUCACUGAGAAUGUGGAGGUAGGCGUCGGCAGACAACUUACACAGCAGUGGACUUACCGUAUCAUGUUGUCCCAACCAAGGCAGACGAACAGCUCUCAACCGCGAUCGCUUCAACUCGCGGGGCCUGAACUCACUGCCAGCCACUUCGGUGUCAGACUCGUGAGAGGAACGGGGAUGUUUUAUUGUUUUAUGUUUUCCAGCACAAAGGUCUGAGGACGAACAAUAUCCUGUUAAGGGGUUCUGAAAUCAGCAGACAGAACAAAUAUAAUCUGUGAUAUGUCAAGAUGUCUGGUUUUGGGGGGAUAACCUUGUAGAGUAAGUGAGGUGUAAAACGUGGAGGAAAUAAGACUUCAGGUUCAGUCAGAAGAGUGAGCGGCGAAGAAACGGAGCACUCAUCAGUCAGCGUUUUUUGCCUCUAAAAUUAUACCAUGUGUUCCUGAAUUUUUCGUCUAAUAUGUGAAACUCAUCUCAUCCUUCUACUGUUACUGUGAUACUGUGAUGGCCAAAACUACAGUGAGCUCUUCUGUCACAUUUGUAGUUCAACCACUUUUAAAAUUGCCCAAAAUUAUCCAGGGCGACUACUGUUUAUUUUAUUUUUUUUUUGUUGUUGUUGGUUUUGCUCGUUUGCUGUCUACUUGGGAAAGCUAAUCAAACUCCGCUUUUCCAACCCAAAGGCUGUAAGGGGAAAAUACACUGUAAACAUUUUUAUAAACACUGGUUGCAGUGGUGACACCAUACAUUUUUAUACGCUGGUUUUACCAUUCAAAUCACUAGCUCAGAUGAGUAACUAAUAACUAGUGACUUUGGGAGUGAGAAUGCCGUUGUGGAAAUUGCUGUAUACUGCUAAAUAACGCGAAAGCGGCCACACUCAAGAUGGUGAUUGCGGCGAGAGAUGGCGAGAAAGAAAAAAAUUCUGCAGAGAGAUGAGGGAAAGUUCAAACAAGCCAACUAAUGAAGACCUCAAGGAAUGAACGAGACAGCACCAGCAGAGCACAGUAAAACAGACCACUUUUUAUUCAUGUUUAUGUCAGUGUGAUAGUGGGGUGUGUGGGGGUAUGUUCACAUAUGAGCAAGCCAGCUUUGACCCAGGGAAAAAAUGGGGAAAAAAGGUGAUAGAAGUCAGUGGUAAUGGAGCCAAAAGCUGACCAACGGUAGAUUUAAACUACAUAUUUCACUGUGGAAAAGAUAAUGGAGUGGGCCAACUGCAUGAAAUAAUGCAAAGCCCCAUCAAGUCUGAUAAAAAAAAAAAAAAAAUAUGGUAUAAAUCCUUGGUUGUUUGUCGUCAGUGCCGAGACACAGUUCAUUUCUUGACCCUGUUGACUUGUGCCAUAUUUGCCGCAUUAAAAGUUAACUUUAGGUUAACACCAGCAAAGUUUCACACAGGAUCUGUACAGUAGAAGAGCGGAUUUUAUACUAUUGGGGGUUGAAAGCUUAAAAGCUCUUGCCCACAAGUCAACAACCAAUAAUCUACCAAAAAAAUUAUCCAACAUAAUGUGAAAAUGUACAUUCUCCACCAGAUUUCCAUCCAAUAUCUGCCCCUAGGAGCUUCAGCCUAAGUGUUUCGUGCUUUUAUAUUGGCAUUUUUUAGUUUAGAGAAUGAUCGAGGCCUAAUAUGGACAUAGUCUGUAGAUAUUUCGCAAAUCCGAUCCUUUGUUCACCAAAAUUUAAACCAUAUCUUCUGCUCUGCAACGUAGGCGACAAUUGUCCUAUGCUACAUUUGCUAGUCAAGGUUGCUGAAAAAAGUUUUGCACCAUAGUUUAUUUGAUGAUGCGUCACAUUAAUGUUGGCAAACUAUUUGCAACAUGGAAGAAAUUGUUAAACCUCCUUGUUGUUUUUUUAAUUUACAAUUAGAUCCACUAUAAUACAGGGUUUAUACUUCUGCGUCAUUUUGAUGCCAUAUGUAUUUACGUAAUGUCGUAGCCUGACAUGCGCCUCGCCAGAAAUUUACCUACGUGCCACAAAGCAUGUUUCCGCUUCAGUAUUUCCGGCUAGUUCUCCAUCUCGGCAGUUUGAUGAAUGAUUGUUUUGGAUCAGUGACGAUGGAACACAUCAAGGAAAGGUUAACUGAGGAGGUUUGGAGACACAAACAUUAGUAAGACUCGUCUUCGGCAAAAGUCGCAAAGAAAAUGAACCCGAAUGGCAUAAUAAACAAACUAGCAUUUGGGUGGAGUUUUUACAGAGAGACUGACAAGCAAUCAAGUAUAAAUGGCUUGCACCGCGUUGGCUAAGUGCGUAGGUUACGUAGGACUUACCCCUUUAUUCUCAAGAGAAUACUACUUACCUUCACUCCCAAUGCCUCUGCGGGCAAACUGCCAACCUACACUGUUUAAAAGCACUGGUGUUGCAGCCAUCAUUUCUUCCGCCAAGCCAUACGUACAAGUUGAAGAAAAAACUUGUGUGAUGCUGGUUUGUCUCAGAGGUCUUCUUGCAAUAUAAUCGCAAUUUAGUCCUAUGACUAUGAGGAAAAUCUUGUUGCUUUGACAAAGCUGACAUGUCCCAGUCUUUAUUUGUGUGUGGGGUAAAUCUUGCUUUGUCAUAGCUUCAACAGCUUUUCAUCAUUCUGCUGUGGUAGAACCCUUCUUUUCCUGUGUAGGGUAUUUAAUUUGUGCAUUUAAGUGUGUGUGAAAGUGUUCGACCAAGUCUACCCUCACGUAAAGGCAUAUACACAUAUUUAUAUAUAUGUAUAUGUGUGUGUUUGUCCUCCCCACCGAGCACUUUGAUCAAAGUUGCGGGUAGUAAGAAAGGAUUUCCAGCGUUCAUUACUGAAAUAUUCAGCUUGUUUAUCCGGUCGUUUUCAGGAAGCUUUGGAGAAAAGUGCAAAGGAACGCAUUGCGGCCAAGAGUUCAUGGUUUAGGUGGUACUGACCGGCUUGAGGAAUGUCCUUGUUUCCACGUUUUCUGUUCGCUUCAAACAGUAUUUAUAAUGCCGCUUUGAUGAUAUCAUGUUUCAUUGAUGAAGGAGUAUUUUGUAGUCCCUUUUAGAGCUCUAAUUCAGUGAAAUCGAGACAGCAUUUAAUAUCAAUGUGAAAUAUUUAUAGCGCGUUGCGGCUUGUUGUUUAUACGGGCCGAUGGAAGCGUCUGCCAAAUCUGGGUUUCGAGGAAGAAGAAAAAAGAGAAAAGGGCGACGGAGGUACAAAGAAAAGCCUCGUUUGGCCCUAAAAUAUACUGCGGACCCGGGCAAAAUAUGAAAUGCGGAGGAGGCGAACGCCGGUCGCCAUUUACGGAAAGGACGCGCCUGUACCUUAAGGUUUCGUUGUUUGUCAUCCAGUGGCUUCGGUUUUUGCCUCGGUGUUGGGGCUGUCGUGUUACCUGCUGCUAUAUGUCUCGGCCUUAAACCCUCUAGUGGCUCGAUUGCAGCACUUGUGUUUAAGACUGAUGUAUUCUGAUUUGUUUUAGUGUAAGCCAAGGUGCAACGGCAUGUAGCCAUGUACUAAAAUCCCUCCAUACAUCACCCAAGAAGGCAGUUACCUACCACACAGGCUGCGACUGAAUCUGUUGUAUAGUAAAUAUUACAUUGCAUGGUACCCAGAGUGAGUGUUUUACUGCCCUCCAUCUUUGUAUUGUUUUUUUUGUUUUUUUUUUUAUUGUUGUUCUUAUUGUUGAUGACAGUAUUAUAUUUAUGUCUAACAUGGGACGAAAUAACUGGACAUUUUUUACAGAGUAGCACAAACUCGGAUUCUUUAUUUCUGAAAUCUUUCAUUCAUUACUUUGUGUGUGAUACCCCUAUAUAGUAUUUUUUAAUGAUUGAUUUUGUCCUUAUUAUUAUUAUUAUUAUUAUUAUUAUUAUUAUUAUUAUUAUCGAGGAUUUUUCCACUGUUGUGUCGCCUACUGUACAUGAUUUUUAAUUUAAUUGCACAAGUUCUAAAUGGAGCCCAUACAUGUUUUAAAUAAUCCGAUCGGCGUAACUGUACAGAAUCUUUGGGGUUUCCUCCCAGAUCUAUCUAACACACUUCAACAACAAAUGUGAAUAGUAUUUUUAUAAAGCACUGAAAGCGGGGUGCGACGUGGUGAAUUUGUAAAUAAGGAGGCGAUGGAUUUGUAUCGGACUUCUUCUCUCCUACUGCUGUUUUUCCCCUCCUGCUUAUAACGACUUGUACAAAAA
Messenger RNA from Mugil cephalus (flathead mullet), 8876 nucleotides. Its product is annotated as receptor tyrosine-protein kinase erbB-4-like. Gene Ontology annotation, biological process: multicellular organism development; protein phosphorylation; positive regulation of kinase activity. The transcript has 27 exons. Gene Ontology annotation, cellular component: signaling receptor complex; basal plasma membrane. Bases 302 to 4525 code for a protein of 1407 amino acids. NCBI's taxonomy places the organism in Eukaryota, Metazoa, Chordata, Actinopteri, Mugiliformes, Mugilidae. Gene Ontology annotation, molecular function: ATP binding; transmembrane receptor protein tyrosine kinase activity; epidermal growth factor receptor binding. The record is from RefSeq and is a predicted model, not a curated record.